CCUCCUCCUCCUCAUGCAUAUGGAUGGGAGCAUGCGCGGCCGGGCGGGCUCCCCGCCUGCCGCCGUGGGCUAGAUGAAGGCGAGCGGCGGCGGGGCUGCCAGACGGGCGGCCGGCUCGGGCGGUGCGUGUGCUGCGUGUGAGGGUGGGUGGGUGUGAGCGAGCGAGUGAGCCAGCGUGCGAGGGGGGAGCGAGUGUGGCCGCGGGGCCCGGGGGGCGGGGGGCUCGCCGCCACCUGAACGCGAGGAGAGGGGCGACAAUAAAAAGAGGGACAGGAGGGGAAAAAAAAAAAAAAAAAAAAAAAGAGGGAGAGGUGAGGGAAUAAGGAGAAUAAAAGGAGGCCGGGCUGCCCCGCAUUGAAGAGCGGGGCGCUAUUGAAAGCGCUUGAAAAGCGGCGUUGUUCGGCGCGGGUGCGCGCCGCGGCCGGCGCGGUAUAUUAGAGCGGGGCGGCGGCGGCGGCGGGCAGCAGCGGCGGCGCCUCCUCCUCCUCUACCACCACCACCUCCUCCUCCUCCUCCUUCACCACUACCACCGCCACCUCCUUCACCGCCACCUCCUCCUCCUCCUUCCUCCCGGAGCGAGAGCGGCGGCCUGCGGGCGGGCAGCGCGGCGGCGGCAUGCGGGCGGCCCGGCGGGCGGCGGGCUGCCUCGGCUCCCUCGGCUCCCUGGGCGUGCUGCUGGCCCUGCUGGCGCUGCGGGCACAGGUGACUUUAGCAUCGGGACAGUUUGAGUUGGAGAUCUUAUCCAUGCAAAAUGUGAACGGUGAACUGCAGAAUGGAAACUGCUGCGAUGGCACCCGAAAUCCAGGAGACAGAAAAUGCACCAGAGAUGAGUGCGACACCUAUUUUAAAGUUUGCCUGAAGGAGUAUCAAUCACGGGUCACGGCUGGUGGCCCUUGCAGCUUCGGAUCCAAAUCCACUCCUGUCAUCGGAGGAAAUACCUUCAAUUUAAAGUACAGCCGGAAUAAUGAGAAAAACCGGAUUGUUAUCCCUUUCAGCUUCGCCUGGCCGAGAUCCUACACGUUGCUUGUUGAGGCUUGGGAUUAUAAUGAUAACUCAACUAAUCCUGAUCGCAUAAUCGAGAAGGCAUCUCACUCUGGCAUGAUCAAUCCAAGCCGUCAGUGGCAGACACUGAAGCAUAACGCAGGAGUUGCCCACUUUGAGUAUCAAAUCCGUGUGACUUGCACGGAACAUUACUAUGGCUUUGGCUGCAACAAGUUUUGUCGACCGAGAGAUGACUUCUUCACUCACCAUACCUGUGACCAGAAUGGCAACAAAACCUGCUUGGAGGGCUGGAUGGGACCAGAAUGCAACAAAGCUAUUUGUCGUCAGGGAUGUAGCCCCAAGCAUGGUUCUUGCACAAUUCCAGGAGAGUGCAGGUGUCAGUAUGGAUGGCAAGGCCAGUACUGUGAUAAGUGCAUUCCACACCCAGGAUGUGUCCAUGGCACUUGCAUUGAACCAUGGCAAUGCCUCUGUGAAACCAACUGGGGUGGUCAGCUCUGUGACAAAGAUCUGAACUACUGUGGAACCCACCCACCCUGUUUGAAUGGUGGUACCUGCAGCAACACUGGCCCCGAUAAAUACCAAUGUUCCUGCCCUGAGGGUUACUCGGGACAGAACUGUGAAAUCGCGGAGCAUGCCUGUCUCUCUGAUCCUUGCCACAACGGAGGAAGCUGCUUGGAAACAUCUACAGGAUUUGAGUGUGUGUGCGUGCCUGGCUGGGCUGGACCAACUUGCACUGAUAAUAUUGAUGAUUGUUCUCCAAAUCCCUGUGGUCAUGGAGGAACUUGUCAAGAUCUAGUUGAUGGAUUUAAGUGUAUUUGCCCACCUCAGUGGACUGGCAAAACAUGCCAACUAGAUGCGAAUGAAUGCGAGGGCAAACCCUGUGUCAAUGCCAACUCCUGCAGGAACCUGAUUGGCAGCUACUAUUGUGACUGCAUUACUGGCUGGUCUGGCCACAACUGUGAUAUAAAUAUUAAUGAUUGUCGUGGACAAUGUCAGAAUGGAGGAUCCUGUCGGGACUUGGUUAAUGGUUAUCGGUGCAUCUGUUCACCUGGCUAUGCAGGAGAUCACUGUGAGAAAGACAUCAAUGAAUGUGCGAGUAACCCUUGCAUGAAUGGGGGUCACUGCCAGGAUGAAAUCAAUGGAUUCCAAUGUCUGUGUCCCGCUGGUUUCUCAGGAAACCUCUGUCAGCUGGACAUAGAUUAUUGUGAGCCAAAUCCUUGCCAGAACGGCGCCCAGUGCUUCAAUCUUGCUAUGGACUAUUUCUGUAACUGCCCUGAAGACUAUGAAGGCAAAAACUGCUCCCACCUGAAAGAUCACUGCCGCACAACUCCUUGUGAAGUAAUUGACAGCUGUACAGUGGCAGUAGCUUCUAACAGCACACCAGAAGGGGUUCGUUAUAUUUCUUCAAAUGUCUGUGGUCCUCAUGGAAAAUGCAAGAGCCAAGCAGGUGGAAAAUUUACAUGUGAAUGCAACAAAGGAUUCACUGGCACCUACUGUCAUGAGAAUAUUAAUGACUGUGAGAGCAACCCCUGUAAAAAUGGUGGCACUUGUAUCGAUGGCAUCAACUCCUACAAAUGUAUUUGUAGUGAUGGAUGGGAAGGAACGUAUUGUGAAACAAAUAUUAAUGACUGCAGUAAAAACCCUUGCCACAAUGGAGGAACUUGCCGAGACUUGGUCAAUGAUUUCUUCUGUGAAUGUAAAAAUGGGUGGAAAGGAAAAACAUGCCACUCCCGUGACAGCCAGUGCGAUGAAGCAACGUGCAAUAAUGGAGGAACAUGUUAUGAUGAGGGGGACACUUUCAAGUGCAUGUGUCCUGCAGGAUGGGAAGGAGCCACUUGUAAUAUAGCAAGGAACAGCAGCUGCCUGCCAAACCCCUGCCAUAAUGGAGGUACCUGUGUAGUCAGUGGGGAUUCUUUCACUUGCGUCUGCAAGGAGGGCUGGGAAGGACCCACGUGUACUCAGAACACAAAUGAUUGCAGUCCUCAUCCUUGUUACAAUAGUGGCACUUGUGUGGAUGGAGACAACUGGUACCGCUGUGAGUGCGCCCCAGGCUUCGCAGGUCCUGACUGCAGGAUCAACAUCAAUGAAUGCCAGUCUUCACCCUGUGCCUUUGGGGCUACUUGCAUAGAUGAAAUUAAUGGUUACCGUUGCAUUUGUCCACCAGGUCGCAGUGGUCCAGGAUGCCAAGAAGUUACAGGAAGGCCUUGCAUUACCACUGUCCGAGUAAUGCCAGAUGGGGCUAAGUGGGAUGAUGACUGUAAUACCUGUCAGUGCUUGAAUGGAAAAGUCACCUGUUCUAAGGUUUGGUGUGGUCCUCGACCUUGUGUAAUACAUGCCAAAGGUCAUAACGAAUGCCCAUCUGGACAUGCUUGUGUUCCUGUUAAAGAAGACCACUGUUUCACUCACCCUUGUGCUGCAGUUGGUGAAUGCUGGCCUUCUAAUCAACAACCUGUGAAGACCAAAUGCAAUCCUGAUUCUUACUACCAGGACAACUGUGCCAACAUCACCUUUACAUUUAAUAAGGAAAUGAUGGCACCAGGCCUUACCACAGAACACAUUUGCAGUGAAUUGAGGAAUCUGAAUAUUCUGAAGAAUGUUUCUGUUGAAUAUUCUAUCUAUAUUACCUGCGAGCCUUCACACUUGGCAAACAACGAAAUACAUGUUGCUAUUUCUGCUGAAGAUAUCGGUGAAGAUGAAAACCCAAUCAAAGAAAUCACAGAUAAGAUUAUUGACCUUGUCAGUAAGCGUGAUGGAAACAACACGCUAAUUGCUGCAGUCGCAGAAGUCAGAGUACAACGGCGACCAGUUAAAAACAAAACAGAUUUCUUGGUGCCAUUACUGAGCUCAGUCUUAACAGUAGCCUGGAUCUGUUGCCUGGUAACUGUUUUUUAUUGGUGCAUUCGAAAACGCAGAAAGCAGAGCAGCCAUACUCACACAGCAUCUGAUGACAACACUACCAACAAUGUAAGGGAACAGCUGAACCAGAUAAAAAACCCCAUCGAGAAACACGGAGCAAAUACUGUCCCAAUUAAAGACUAUGAAAACAAAAACUCUAAAAUCGCCAAAAUAAGGACGCACAAUUCAGAAGUGGAGGAAGAUGACAUGGACAAACACCAGCAGAAGGCCCGAUUUGCCAAGCAGCCAGCGUACACUUUGGUAGACAGAGAUGAAAAGCCACCCAACAGCACACCUACAAAACACCCAAACUGGACAAAUAAACAAGACAACAGAGACUUGGAAAGUGCACAAAGUUUAAAUAGAAUGGAGUACAUUGUAUAGCAGACAGUUGGGUGCUGCCAUGCAGGGCCUUUAAAUAUCAUUAUAAAGGCACUCAAGAGCUUGUAGUUCUUAAACUGUUGUGUAAUAUUUGAGUCUAAGGCUAUUAUUUACUUAGAAUCCCUGUGUUAAUUUAAGUUUUGACAAGCUGGCUUACACUGGCAAUGAUAGUUGCUGUGGUUGGCUGGAAUACCAAGUGCUGCAUUUCACAUCUAUGCAAAACUAGUCAAAAGUGCCCUAAUGUAAAUUCAGCUGUAGCUGAUACAUCAUGGAAAUGUUUCAUAAGGUAUUACAUAGCCUUAUUACUCUUCCUUAGUGUUAACUUUUUUUUCUGCCAGAUGUCCCAAUUUAUACAGUUUCUUUAGAAUAAUACAUUUUAUUUAUAUUUAUUGAAUCUGAGUUUUUUGUAUAUUGGUUUUAUGGUGACGUACAACUAGUUCUGUAUUUGAAAGUGCCUUUGCAGCUCAGAACCACAGCAACUAUCAAAAAUAAGUUUAUUAUUUAUUUUUUUAUUGUAUUUUUGUUGGGGGUGGGGUGGGGGGAACUUGUCAGCAGUUGCUGGUAAAUGAAGAAUUUAAAGAGGAAAAUGUGUCAAAAAUAGAAGUUUGUAUAGAUAUGUAAAUAAUUCUUUUUUAUUAAUCACUGUGUAUAUUUGAUUUAUUAACUUAAUAAUCAAGAGCCUUAAAAUAUCAUUCCUUUUUUAUUUAUAUGUAUGUGUUUAGAGUUGAAGGUUUUUGAUAGCGUUGUUAAGCUUGUGGCUUCUUUAUUUUGAAUUUAUUUUCUUGUUACAUGUUGCCUAUAUGCCAAAACUAAGGUGUUCUAAAAUAGUUUAUUUUUAAUAGGAUGGGCUUUCAUGCCUUGAUGCUGGUUUUUGUACAAUGUCAAAUGUUUGAAACACCUUCCAUAGUAUCACUUUAAGACUAUUUGUAAUUACUGACUGAGGCAGUUUAGAUAAUUAGACUAGAAAUUUUUUUUGCUGCUUUAGACUUGAAAACGAGUGACAGGCAGAUAAUCUGCUAAGAAGCAGUUUAAGGGAACAAAACUGAGCUAUUACUUUAUGUAGAUGAAAUGUGAGUGGUUGCAUGUAAUUAAAAUAUCAAAUUAGCGCGUGAAGUUGGAAACACAGCAAUCUUAUUUUGUAAAUUCUGAUUAUUUUUUUCACCAUGAAUAUGUAUUACUGAACCACUUGUAGAUUUGACUUUUUUGUAAUCUACUGCAUUUAGGGAGUAUUCUAAUAAGCUAGUUGUUGAAUACUUGAACAGUAGAAUGUCCAGUAAGAUCACUGUGUAGGUUUGCCAUAGAUUACACUGCCCGCCUUAACAAGUGAGGAAAUCAAAGUGCUAUUACAAUGUUUAAGAUCAAAAGGCUUAUAAACAUAGUAAUCUCAGUGGUUAACCACUGAGAUCAUGAAGAUACCUUGUAUUGUGAUAUUAGUGUUAUAUGAAAAUGCAUCUUUGAUGUGUUGUUCCUGGCAAUAAAUCUUGAAAAGUAAUAUUUAUUAAAUUUUUU
This is a messenger RNA of Cygnus olor (mute swan), 5787 nucleotides long. It is a transcript of the gene JAG1, whose product is annotated as jagged canonical Notch ligand 1. Gene Ontology annotation, molecular function: calcium ion binding; Notch binding. NCBI's taxonomy places the organism in Eukaryota, Metazoa, Chordata, Aves, Anseriformes, Anatidae. The transcript has 26 exons. Gene Ontology annotation, cellular component: protein-containing complex; plasma membrane. The record is from RefSeq and is a predicted model, not a curated record. Gene Ontology annotation, biological process: cell communication; establishment or maintenance of epithelial cell apical/basal polarity; heterophilic cell-cell adhesion. Bases 616 to 4281 code for a protein of 1221 amino acids.